Messenger RNA from Vicia faba (fava bean), 1431 nucleotides. Lineage: Eukaryota; Viridiplantae; Streptophyta; Magnoliopsida; Fabales; Fabaceae. The record is from the annotation of a GenBank genome assembly.
AUGCUCAUAAAGCCGACCCCAAAUGCGAAACGGAAUGUUAUUGUUGUUGUUUCACAGACAUUCUUUACUAUUCUCUGCAAUAUUGCUUUACAGAGGAAAAGUGGGGAAUAUGCAGAUCUAAAAUUUGAAACAAAUCCGCAUCCUAAAGAUAACACACAGAAAGACGGAUGUGUUUAUGUUGAUGCAUAUGCGGAAGAAGAUACUAAGGUUGAUGCUGAAACAAGUCUUCCUCUUGAAGAUAACACAAGGAAAGAUAAAGGUGUCAUGUUGACGUACACGACGAAGAUAAUAAGGUUGAUGCUGAAGAAUCAAGAAGAUACUUGGAGGGAGAUGUUUAUGGCACUAGAAACUUCUAAAGAUGUUUCUGCAGAUCAUCCACUUGGAGAAGAAGAAAAAAAGAAGCUGACUGUGAUCACUCUUUUAGGAAUUGAAACCAUAUUUGAGUUCCAAUACAAGGUUAAAAGGAGCACAAGAACUUACAUGUUUGAAUCCUGGAAUGGCAAAGCAAAAGAUGAUUUAUUUAAAGCUAAGAUUGCUGAAGAUGAUCUCACGGUAAUUGAAAUUUCAGCACAUCCUAGGCAUGCAAAUCUAAUGAAACUAGUGGGGGACCAUCCUGGAGGAUGCAUUUUGGCUCAUGCUCCAGGAUCUGGAAAGACUUUCAUGGUUAUUAGUUUCAUACAGAGUUUUCUAGGAAAGUAUCCCAAUGCAAGGCCUCUAGUGGUGCUUCCUAAGGGAAUACUAUCGACUUGGAAAAAAGAAUUUCAGAGAUGGCAAGUGGAAGAUGUACCACUCUAUGACUUUUACACUGUGAUGGCUGAGAGUAGAUCACAACAAUUGGAAGUCUUAAAACAAUGGGUGGAUCACAAGAAUGAGGGACACACUCCUAGGAACGAGAAUACUGAUAUGGUACAGUCCCUUGCAAAAGUACAAACACCAAGUAAAGUUGUACUAUCUGGAACCCUAUAUCAAAAUCAUGUCAAGGAGGUAUUCAACGUGUUGAACCUUGUUCGCCCAAAGUUUAAAUCGAUGGAAACGUCCAAGCCUAUUGUCCGACGCAUUAAGAGUAGGAUCCAUAUACCUGGUGUGAGUGACUUUUGUGAUUUGGUUGAAAACACUUUGCAGAAGGACCCGGAUUUUAAAAGGAAAGUGGAUGUUAUACAUGAUUUGCGGGAGAUGACCAGUAAGGUACUGCACUACUAUAAAGGAGAUUUUCUUGAUGAGCUUCCUGGCCUAGUAGAUUUUACUGUGGUGCUCAAACUUACACCUAGACAGAUGCAUGAACUUGAUAAAGUAAAGGGGAUAUCUGGAAAGUUCAAGAUGUCUUCUGUAGGUAGUGCAGUAUAUCUGCACCAAAAAUUGAAACCAAUUGCAGAGAAAUGGUGUGAAAAAUCUAUAUCUGGUGAUAUAAUUGAUGAUCUAAUACGAACCUAG